This is a messenger RNA of Penicillium egyptiacum, 654 nucleotides long. Lineage: Eukaryota; Fungi; Ascomycota; Eurotiomycetes; Eurotiales; Aspergillaceae. The record is from the annotation of a GenBank genome assembly.
AUGGCAGCCCAUCGUGCCGAUGCCAGCUCGUUCCUCGAUAACCGCGGCUACAAGGGCCCCCUGGUCCGUGGCGUCAACCCCGCCACGCUCUUCGAGAAAGCCGUGCGCGACCGCAUCACCGACUCAUACUACUGGAAGGAACAGUGCUUCGGUUUGAACGCAGCGACUUUGUGCGAUCGCGCAGUCGAACUGACCUCCAUCGGUGGAACAUAUGGUGUCUCUGAAAAACCAACCCCCUUCCUUUGCCUCGCAUUCAAGCUCCUCCAGCUCGGGCCCGACCGAGACGUCAUCCUCGAACUCCUCAAUUACACCGACCCCGGCAGUGGCGACGAGGCGGAAGAUCCAGAUAGUGCUCUUGUCAAGGACCGAGGCGACUUCAAAUAUCUGCGCGCUCUUGCGGCAUUCUAUGUGCGACUGACCUUCGACCCGGUCGAUGUCUACAAAACCCUGGAACCACUACUUCUCGAUUACCGGAAACUGAAGCGACGGGUGCGCGACACUUUCACGCUUACAUAUAUGGAUCAGUUCGUCGACGAUCUUCUCACGAAAGACCGUGUCUGUGGUACUAGUCUCUGGAAGCUGCCGCCGCGAUCACAACUGGAAGACUUAGAUUUGCUGGACGAGCGAAUCAGUCCCUGUGAGCCAGAAGACUGA